UGGAAAAUUAGGAUUUUCUGUUCAGACCUGACAGAUUUAAAACCUCCCCCUCCUAGGACAGAAAUACUAUAUUUUGUCAUCAUUUGAGAGAACAAAUGCUCUGUUUUUUAAGAAACAAUAUUUUUUACUAUUUUACAAUAAUGGAGAAUUAUUUUAUAAAGUGUUUCAUGAAAAACAAUUGACAUUUUAUACAGUAUUUUGUUCAUAAUACAGUUCGGUGAAGGUGUACAUUUCUUCUACCUAUACCGAUAUGACUCUGGAGAAAUCUGUUUUAUUUCAAGAAGUUCAACCUCAACUCAAGAAGUAUUGCAUGGAUACAUAUGGAAUUGAGUUCCAGAUGAUCGAUGUGAGGUGGGGAGUUAGAGAUGAAUCAACUGAUGAUCAUUCAACAACAAAUAUAUUUCUUCAGGAAGUGAAAAACUGCAAGAUUAAUUCUCUUGGACCCUCAUUCAUUCUUUUGCUUGGACAGAAAUAUGGAUACAGGCCUUUACCUAGCGCAAUACCAGUUCAACUUUUUAAUCUAAUUCUAGGCUCAAUAGAAAGUUUGAAUAUAAUCAGCGGCGGGGUUCUUCUGCAAACUUGGUAUAGGAAAGAUAAAUAA
Eurytemora carolleeae is the source of this 601-nucleotide messenger RNA. Its product is annotated as NACHT and WD repeat domain-containing protein 2. Lineage: Eukaryota; Metazoa; Arthropoda; Copepoda; Calanoida; Temoridae. The transcript has 6 exons. The coding region runs from base 251 to 601 and encodes 116 amino acids. The record is from RefSeq and is a predicted model, not a curated record.